Molecule: messenger RNA, 303 nt
Organism: Marmota flaviventris (yellow-bellied marmot)
Lineage: Eukaryota; Metazoa; Chordata; Mammalia; Rodentia; Sciuridae
Gene: C11H2orf66
Product: chromosome 11 C2orf66 homolog
Source: RefSeq, a predicted model, not a curated record
AUGACCAAAGCACCUCUCUUGCUGCUGUGUGUUGCCCUGGUGCUAACUGGGCAUGUGCAUGGAGCCACACUGAGAAAUGAAGACAAGUGGAAGCCACUCAGCAACUCCAGAAAUCGUGAUCUGUUUUUCAGAAGCCUUCAGGCAUAUUUUAAGGGCAGAGGUCUUGAUCUUGGGAGGUUUCCAAAUACUUUCUCCAUGAACGAGAAUCCCAGACCUCUCUCUUUCCAGCCAGAACUGAUAGCUGCUGCGUUUGCAGACUAUGAAGAACAGAAAAAUUCCUUUCCCAAUUACCUCAAAGGCUGA